GAAUGCUGCGGUUGCGUAGCACGACUACAAGUUCCAGGGUCCUCCGGGUGCGGGGGCGGUGUGCGCUCCGAGUCCGCUGAUAGAGGGGCUCUCCGGCGCACCCGGCCGGACCUGCGCGGGUCUCUGUGUUCUUCCGUCCUCGGGUUCCUGGAUUCCGAGCCUCCUGGAUCCCUGUCUCAGCCAGUAGCUGAAUUACUCCACCUGCUUUCAUUCUCUGUGCACCAAGAAUCUGAGGUCCAGGAGUAUCAGCAGCAAAGAUGUCUAACGAGCCACCCCCUCCUUAUCCUGGAGGCCCUACAGCCCCACUACUAGAGGAAAAAAGUGGAGCCCCACCUACUCCAGGCCGCACUUCCCCAGCGGUGAUGCAGCCGCCACCAGGCAUGCCACUGCCCUCAGCUGACAUUGCUCCCCCACCUUAUGAGCCACCGGGUCAUCCAAUGCCUCAGCCUGGCUUUGUACCCCCUCACAUGAAUGCAGAUGGAGCCUACAUGCCUGCAGGUUUCUACCCUCCUCCAGGCCCUCACCCACCUAUGGGCUAUUAUCCACCAGGGCCCUACCCACCAGGGCCCUAUCCUGGCCCUGGGGGCCACACGGCCACAGUCUUGGUCCCAUCAGGGGCAGCCACCACGGUGACAGUGCUACAGGGAGAGAUCUUUGAAGGUGCACCCGUGCAAACAGUGUGCCCCCACUGCCAGCAGGCAAUCACCACCAAGAUCUCCUAUGAGAUUGGCCUGAUGAACUUUGUACUGGGUUUCUUCUGCUGCUUCAUGGGAUGUGAUCUGGGCUGCUGCUUGAUCCCCUGCCUCAUCAAUGACUUCAAGGAUGUGACGCACACGUGUCCCAGCUGCAAAGCCUACAUCUACACAUACAAGCGCUUGUGCUAACGGAGCUAGACUUGGACUCCCCCAUCUAUCAGUCUGGCCCCAUGUGCUUUGCUCCCCAUGCUCAGUGGUCACUACCCCUCAGCCCCCACUUAGGGUUGGAAGUUCUGCCACUGUCCCCUGGAAAUCUUGUCCUCACCUUGCCCUUCCCUGAGCAUCCAACUCUUCCAGCAAAAAUUACGUUGGAUUUAAGGCCAAGAGCCAGUGGGUGGCAUGGGGUGGCACUGAUCUUGUGUGUUGCUUGGGCAUUUGUAAUCCAGAAGAUAAGCUGGAGAGGGUCUCUUACUGGGGUCCUCAUUCCUUUCUGCAUAAGGUCCAGGCCUGGUCCUUACUCUUCUUGGGAUCAAAAGCACCCAGAGCAUUAAUAGGUCCCAGACUAGGGCCUACAGUGAGGGUUGUGCCUGGAACCACAGUUGCUUCUGAUCUGCUGGAAUGAGGUCAGGACAUCAUCUAGAGUUAAGUGGACCCAAGCAAGACAGGGUCUUAAGGCCUGGGUUUAUGUGGAGUAUGAUCUCUUGGGUGCCAAAGGUGGAUUAAGAAAGAAAUAAUGACUGUCAACUCUGGGCAUCAGAACUCUCAGGUAUGGAAACCCAGGACUUCUACCACUGUCCAGGAGCUACCCAAGAGCUCCCUAGUAAUAAGGCAAAGAUGACACUGGGCUAGUUUAAGCCCUGGUAGCUAAGAAGAACUUGCCCUUGUUCUCACCUAGCUUACUUGGGAGUCAGUCAAUGUGCAGCUCUCCUUUCUGGCCACACCUCUGUGAACCCCUAUAUCUUCUGGGGCCAGAAAGAAUGAAUGCCCAUGAGCCUGUCCUGUUUACUUUGAUGUUUGUGCUGUGUAUAAGUGCAACUUCUGCCUGGUGGCUUACUGACAGAGGGCCGAUCAGAAGAGCCUCCUUGUAGGUUCAUUGGUCUCUGGAAUAAGUGCCAGUCUUUUUGCCAUAGUUGGCUUGUUUCCAUAUUGAGGCACUUAAGUAGGGACAACUGUGGCAUUGGGCUGGGGACCAGGAAGAAGUCACAAGUGGUGGGGAUGUCCUAGGGACAUGAGUCUUGCUCAGGGUGUAAACCCAAACUUGUCUAUUUCCUGAAUGGUCUGUGACUAUGCCCACGUGGAUGCUGUGUCCUGCUGCUGUCCCUCUCCUGGUCUCACACUACCACUGCAUGGCCUCCUAUCACUGUGAACUGGCCUGGUCCCAGUUUGUAGUUUCAUUAAAUCGGCCCUUUCACUCCCCUGCCCUGGGCCUCUGCUGUCUUGCCUGGUUUCCUUCUUUUCUGAGGGACAGGGUGGGACUACAUACAGGUAGUCUACUGGCAGGCAAGAGAUUGGGCCUGGGAAACAACACAUGUUUAAGAACCCAUUUACACCAAACCAGAAUUAUAUAGACUUGUCCUAGGGGGACCCAGCUGUUCUGGGCCAGGGAGGUUUUGGUUUCAGCAUUGGUUUCCACUAUUUACAUAAUUAGGUGUCCAGGCUGCAGAGCCUGAGAACUGGAGCCCUGUUCUAGCUUAGUGACCUUCUAACCUGGAGGUGUUGCUCUUUGGUCCUUAAACAAGACAGCACUACUGGACUGAGACCUCAUAGUCUGAAGAUAAACACUGAAGUCUGGCACUCGGGCUCUGAACCAAGUUGGCCUUGGGAAAACGAACCAUCUCAACUGUGAAGGUGGUGAGCUCACCUUUCAAGAGUUUCCCUGCUGUUUUACCAUUUUUUUCACAUAAGACUUUUACAGGAAUAGAUUCCUACUAAUAAAAAUAUUUAACUUCA
This is a messenger RNA of Peromyscus eremicus (cactus mouse), 2645 nucleotides long. RefSeq names its product cell death inducing p53 target 1 (gene Cdip1). NCBI's taxonomy places the organism in Eukaryota, Metazoa, Chordata, Mammalia, Rodentia, Cricetidae. The record is from RefSeq and is a predicted model, not a curated record. The coding region runs from base 258 to 884 and encodes 208 amino acids. Gene Ontology annotation, molecular function: zinc ion binding. Gene Ontology annotation, biological process: intrinsic apoptotic signaling pathway in response to DNA damage by p53 class mediator; tumor necrosis factor-mediated signaling pathway. The transcript has 6 exons.